CCCAAGCACAUUGAACUGUUUCCAAGUUACUUACCUGUAUUUUAGAACAAAGCCCGAGAAUAUUUAUAGGAAUAAAAAAGUAUUCAUUGCUCAUCGAAGCAAAAUUCACAAUGUCUGGCAUCCAAUAAAAAUUGCCAGGCAUUCAAAGAUGCAGAAAAACCUGGCCCAUAAUGAGGAGAGUAAUUAAAAGCAACUCAGAACUGACAUAGAUUUUGGAAUUAGCAGGUACAGACAUUAAAAUGGUUUUUUAACUCUCUUACACUUACAUUUAAAAGAGAGUGGAAAAGGGUAAAAAAUGUGAGCAGGCUUGUGGUUGCCUGUGGUGGCAGAGUUCAAUAAGCUGGGGUUAAUGCAAAAUGAUAUAUGAGAAUGAUAAUGUGAAAGAGACCAUAAGAAGAGUUCUUGGGAACCUUUAUAAUGACAGGAUGUUUCGCAUUAAGAGAGUACUAGGCCUGACUAUGAGGCAGCAGAUUUUGCCUAAAGAGCAGUGGACAGAAUAUGAAGAGGAUAAAUUCUACCUUGAACCAUAUCUGAAAGAAGUUAUUUGGGGAAGAAAGAGAUGGGCAAAGAAAUAAUCAUGGAAUUAAAAUCUGUGGUAGCACCUGUCCUACAAAUAAUUUUAAGAUGUUGAGUAAACAUGAAAUGUACAAUUUAGAACUAUUUAAGCUGCAAAUGUAUUACUUUAAAUAAAUGUCUAUUGUAAUUAUAAAAAAUAUAAAAAUAAAAAAGAGGAAAGAUUUAAAAUAAGUCAUUGGAAAUAUUAAAAUGACCCAAACUGAGUGUCUAGAGCUGAAGACCAUGAUGUCUGAGAUGAAAAAUUUUACCAGAUGGGAUUAACAGAUUAGACAGUGAAGAAGAAAAGAUUAGUAAAUUUGAAGACAUCACAAUAGAAACCACUUCAGCAAAGAGUGGCAGUUUCCUACAAAGUUAUUAUACAAUGGCCUUUCCUCUUCUAAGUAUUUACCCAAGAGAAAUGAAAACGUGUCUAUCAAAACUAUAUACACUGUUGUUUAUGGCAAUUUAUUUGUAAAAGCACCAAACGUAGAUAACUCCAAAUACCCAUAAACCAGUAGAUGGAUAAACACAUUGUUGUAUAUCUAUAUAAUUUAAUAGUACUUAGUGAUAAAAGUCUUGUUACACACAACCAUGUGAGAGAAUCUCAGACUUUUUUGAGUGAAGGAAGCCAGAUUUAAAAAAUAUAUUAUGCAAUUCCAUUUAUAGAAAAUCUUAGGUAAUGCUAACUAAACCAUAGUUACAGAAAUUAAAUCAGCAGUUCUCUGGGGAUGAAGUAAGGAGAUAUAGAGGAAUUACCAAGGGGCAUAAAAAACCUUGGUGGGGGGGGAGUAAUGGAUAAAUUUACAACCUUUUUUUUUUUUUUUUUAAAGAUUUUAUUUAUUUGACUGAGAGAGACACAGCAAGAGAGGGAACACAAGCAAGGGGAGUGGGAGAGGGAGAAGCAGGCAGGCUUCCAGGUGAGCAGGUAGCCUGAGGCAGGGCUCGACCCAAGCUGAAGGCAGAGGCUUAACAACAGAGCCACCCAGGUGCCCCUAAAUUUAUAAUCUUGAUUAUGAUGAAUUUCACCUUUUGGAUGUA
Molecule: messenger RNA, 1593 nt
Organism: Mustela lutreola (European mink)
Lineage: Eukaryota; Metazoa; Chordata; Mammalia; Carnivora; Mustelidae
Product: cytochrome b-c1 complex subunit 7-like
Exons: 1
Coding region: 357-575 (72 amino acids)
Biological process (GO): mitochondrial electron transport, ubiquinol to cytochrome c
Source: RefSeq, a predicted model, not a curated record